AUGAAUAUCAUUACAAAAAAGUAUCAUGAGAUCGAGAGAGGCAACGAUAUUAAAGAGAAAAUUCCAUUCACAUUAUAUAUUAACAACGAGCAAAUAGAAUCAUGGAAACACAUCUCGAUUAUGAUUUCGAAAUUUAUUCAUAAUGAAUAUUUACGUGACAGUUCAGUAAAAUCAGCUAGAAAAUAUUUAAACCUAUCAUGUAAUAACAUAAUUGACAUCAUUUCCGAAUUUUUCAAAACAGGAAUUCUAAGAUUCGAGAAUAACCGAGCACAUAAUCGAGACAUAUUCGAAGUUGGCAAUGCAUUUGGUAUAGAAUUCCUGACAAACGUAUUUUGCGAGUUUGUUAAGUCAGCAUACAAAGAAAUCAACGAAGAAAACUUUUAUGAUAUCUAUGAUUGCUCAAUAAUUCAAAACGACAUAAAUAAGAUUAAUGAAUGUAUUACAUUUUUUGCAUCAAGAAUGGAUGUUCUUCAAGAAGAAUAUAAAAUAGCCACUAUUAAACGAUAUGGAUAUGACUUUUUUGAGAGAGUUUUGACAUCAAAAUCACUUAAAAUUUCCAAUGAAGAUUCAUUAGUCAACACAAUCUUAACAAUGAGUGAGCAUGAUGACUCAUUCUUUUGUCUUCUUAAUCAUGUUAAAGUUGAAUUUUGCAGCAAUGAUUCAAUCAAAUCAAUCAAAAACUUCGCAGUUCAACACAAAUUUGAAUCUAUAACAACAGAAGUAUUCGAACGCGCUCUUCUUCUUCGUUCACCAAUUCAACACAAACAAUCAUUUUCAAACACUAGCUAUUUUUGCAUAGAAACAAUUCCUAAAAAACUCAAACUUUCUGAUUCAAAUUAUUUUGAAGUAGAAAAAAUUCCAUAUAAAUUUAAUAUAUCACCUAUCAAUGAACUUCAUAAAAUUGAUAAAUCGAAUGAAAAUUUGAGAAAAUUAAUGAGUUUGAGAAAGACAAAAGAUGACUUUAAUCAAAUUUAUGAAGUACUUGUAAAGGCAUCAAAUGAAGGAGAUCUUUCAACAAUCAAAUACGCAUGCGAUGAAAAAUAUUCCGAAAUUUCUGAUGGCCAUGAUAUAAAUAUGAUGCUUAUGGCGGCAUGGAAUAAUAAUCUAAAUCUCGUAUUGCAGUUGUUCAAUUAUGGAGCUGAUGUAAGAAGUAGAUCUUAUACUAAUAGAACGAUUCUUCAUUAUUUUUGUCAAAAGGGAAAUUUAGAAGGUGUUAAAUUCGCUCUUAACUUCAUAGAUAUUAAUGCUAAAAAUAUUGAUAACUAUACACCCCUUCAUGAUACUAUCGCCAAUUCGGAUAAAAAUCAAGUUGAGAUAUGUGAAUAUCUUUGCUCCCAACCGAAUAUAGAUAAAAUUAUUCAAAAUAAUAAAAAUAAAACUCCUCUUCAGUCUGCAAAAAGUUUAAACCUACAAAAUAUUGUUGAUAUUCUUCUCAGAAAUGGUUUUACUGAAUAA
This is a messenger RNA of Trichomonas vaginalis G3, 1455 nucleotides long. RefSeq names its product spectrin binding. Lineage: Eukaryota; Parabasalia; Trichomonadida; Trichomonadidae. Gene Ontology annotation, molecular function: transcription factor binding. The record is from RefSeq and is a predicted model, not a curated record. Bases 1 to 1455 code for a protein of 484 amino acids. The transcript has a single exon. Gene Ontology annotation, biological process: regulation of transcription by RNA polymerase II.